GAGCAGGGGGAAGGGAGAACGAGCCCACCGAGGAUAUUCAGAAAGGGUUGUUUGGGGACUCCAAGGCUGCAACAACAAAAAUUGCCACUGUGUGGAUUAAAAGGGGGGAGAGGGAGAGAGAGAGAGGAGGGAGGGUGGAAGCAAAGGAAAAGAGGGAGGAGAGAAGAAACAGAGAAGCAUCAUUCUUCCACCUCUCUCCCUCUCUCUCUCUUUCUCUCCUACUUUACAGAAGCCAAAAGAGGACAAGGAAUAUGUUUGAUAACACCCAGUACCCCUAUAAUUGCUUUAAUUACGAUGGGGAUGAUUACCCAACCUGCAGCUCUGAUGAAGAGAAAAGGUUCACCAGACCAGCAUACAGCUACAUCGCUUUAAUUGCAAUGGCCAUUCAGCAGAGCCCCUCCAACAAAGUGACUCUUUCUGGCAUUUACGACUUCAUCAUGAAGAAAUUCCCUUACUACAGGACAAACCAGCGAGCCUGGCAGAACUCCAUCCGCCACAACCUCUCCCUCAACAGCUGCUUUGUCAAGGUUCCCCGGACAGAAGGCAAUGACAAAGGGAAGGGGAAUUACUGGAGCUUUGCAUCGGGAUGUGAAUCUAUGUUAGACCUGUUUGAAAACGGGAACUACAGGAGAAGGAGGAGGAGGAAGAACGUCAAAAGGGAACCCAGAGACAAACGGCCAAAUGGCGGGAGCGACUGCUUGCAAGCUCUGUCCCCAGUGGAUUCAGGAUUCCCCGGAAUCAACUCCUGUCCCGGUCAGAGAGUGCAAUCCCAGCCCAAAGCUUUGGAGACUUGCGAGCUUUUUCCAAACGCCGCCGCCAGCCGAGAGAGUCUAAACAGCUCCUCCAUAGGAAAAUCUGACUCCGAAAUUAAAUUUAGCAUUGAUUACAUUCUCUCCUCCCCAGACCCUCUGCCUGUCCUGAGGUCUCCGUAUCACACGGAAGAUAAUAAAUACCACCUCUUGGAUUCUCAGCAGCUGGUGAACCUUCAGUUUUGGACAAUGUGAGCUUGCAUACUGGGGGGCAAACUGAGAAGGAAACAAGGGACUUUUUUCUGUCCGACAGUCACUGCAGUCGUCCUCAGGAACAGGAGACUAGAUGCUUCAUUGGGCUAUUCAAUAUCUCAAAAAUGAAUUUCUCUGAGGUUGGAAACUUACCACUAAACCAUCCUACUGCUUGUGAACUUGCUUAUGGGUCUGUGGCACUUGCCAGUUCCUGCUUGAAUCGAGUGUAUCUGGUGGCCCCUUUCCUCCCUUAUCGGGCCCAGCUGGGCUUAUUCUGAGCACACCAAACAGCACCAAGUAGCUGGGUCAAGCUGCCAUUUUCAUUUCCCACAAUGCCCCUGAAAUGGGCUGGGAGCACCUCUGGCCCUCCAGAGGUUGCUGAACUACAACUCCCAUCAUCCCUGAUCAUUGGCCCAUCCUUGGUUGGGCACUGGUGGGAGUUGGAGUCCAGCACUGACUGGAGGACCAAAGGUUUUGCGGCCCUGCCCUAAAAUGAUUGCUAGACCUGACUGCUUGGAGCUCUGGUCUGAGGGGAAAUAUUUAAAGGAAGGGUUCAGGGCAAGAAUCAGUUAUUGGGGGCUGUCAGGUUGAUAGGGUUCACCCCACAAGGAUUCCAAGUGUGAAGCCAGCCUUAAUCGGCGGUAUAAAAUAAAGGUUUUCUUUUCCACGGUCAUCUGAUUACACUUCACCACAUUUCUGUUCUUUCAGGAUGUUGGAAUUACUAUGGCCAGUUUUGUUCUAUGGUUGCUGUCCACACACACACACACAGAGAGAGAGAGAGAGAGAGAGAGAGAGAGAGAGAGAGAGAGAGAAGCAGGGGGGUUUUCGGCCAAAACUCUGGCACCUCUCAGCUGGGCGCCAUUGCCAUUCUAAAAGAACAAGGGAGGUGUUCAUGGUGAGUUGCACCAUUUUUCUAGAAAAAUAGCACUGCGGACACAGGUGUAUUUGAGCUUGCCGCGAUCACACAGAAUCAGCUCAAGAAGAAAACACACACAUACCAGAAGUGAGCCAAGAUUUCUCAGAAAACAUUUUUCUGAGGAGAAUUUCUGAUCUGGCUGCCUAGAAAAUAAAACUUACUUUGCCAAAUG
Messenger RNA from Podarcis raffonei (Aeolian wall lizard), 2089 nucleotides. RefSeq names its product forkhead box L3 (gene FOXL3). The record is from RefSeq and is a predicted model, not a curated record. The transcript is spliced from 3 exons. Gene Ontology annotation, molecular function: RNA polymerase II cis-regulatory region sequence-specific DNA binding; DNA-binding transcription factor activity, RNA polymerase II-specific. The coding region runs from base 252 to 1004 and encodes 250 amino acids. NCBI's taxonomy places the organism in Eukaryota, Metazoa, Chordata, Lepidosauria, Squamata, Lacertidae. Gene Ontology annotation, biological process: anatomical structure morphogenesis; cell differentiation; regulation of transcription by RNA polymerase II.